Messenger RNA from Moesziomyces antarcticus, 297 nucleotides. RefSeq lists its product as uncharacterized. Lineage: Eukaryota; Fungi; Basidiomycota; Ustilaginomycetes; Ustilaginales; Ustilaginaceae. The transcript is spliced from 2 exons. The record is from RefSeq and is a predicted model, not a curated record. The coding region runs from base 1 to 297 and encodes 98 amino acids.
AUGUCUCUUCCUGUUCGAUACUCUCUUCCUCAGCGACCUGCCGUCGUGAGCGCGGUGGCCAUCGCUGCCUGGUACUUUGGGCGCGAGAACCCCAACUUUGCCAACAUCUUUGGCGGCACGGCCAACCUGGACAAGUGGGCGCACCUCAUCGCUCGCAUCCACGUCGCCGAAGCCGGUGCCAUGCUCCUCUACACGCUCUACCGCGGCGCCGACCUGGUGACCUCGGUCAAGUGGACGCUCACCCAGCUCGUCAUCGGCUUCCCUGCCUAUUUCCACUUCAAGAAGAUCAACAACUAG